AAUCCAAAAUAUAAAGCUUACAAUAAUAACCUCUAUACUUUAAUUAGCAAAAUAUUAAUUCGCAUUCCAUCUUCCCAUGAGGAAAUAAAUAAUUUGCAAUUUUCUAAUUGCUUGAUUAGUUGUUGCACAUAACAAUAAUCCAAAACAUAUUUAAUUUGCUUAUAAUAAAAAUCACCAUAAAACAAAAUAAUAUUAAUCGGAUUGCUCCAUCCAUGAGGAGUUAAAUAGAUGUGUUUGCAUUUUGAAGCAAACACACAUUUCUAAAAUGGCUGACAAUGAACUUCCUUUGAACUUGAGAGAAGACAAGGUAAGUGAAGAAACAAAGAAACUGAUCUCUUCACUUCCUACAGACAAAGAUUUUCAAGGGAAUCUAUGCAAGUACCAAGGAAGCUGGUAUUACUACAACACUCUCCAAGGAGUCAUCAAUUUCCAUAACAAUUUUCAGCCACAAGAAACUGAUAUAAUCCUCGCUUCUUCCCCAAAGUCCGGCACAACUUGGCUCAAGGCACUCACGGUCGCACUCUUGGAGAGAUCUAAACAUCAUGAUGAUCAUCCAUUGCUGUCAGAUAAUCCUCAUGCCUUAGUACCAUUCUUGGAGAACAAUCUUUAUCUCAAAAGCUCAACACCGGACCUAACCAAGUACUCAUCGUCCUCCCCGAGGCUGUUUGCGACUCACAUGCCUUUGCACACCUUGAAAGAGGGCCUCAAGGGUUCUCCUUGCAAGAUUGUGUUCAUGUGCAGGAACGCAAAGGACGCGUUGAUAUCUAUGUGGUAUUUCGUGUGCAAGUAUCAGAGAGUUGAAGCGAGUAGAAGCAUUCUCGAGUCGUUGUUCGAGUCGUUGUGCAGAGGAGUCACCUUCUACGGUCCCUUUUGGGACCAAGUCCUCAGCUACUGGAGAGGCAGCUUGGAAGAUCCGAGUCGUGUCCUGUUCAUGAAGUACGAGGAAAUGAAAGAAGAGCCUUGUGUCCAGCUCAAGAGACUUGCGGAGUUCUUAGGUUGUCCUUUCACCGAGGAAGAAUUAGAGAGCGGAUCUGUGGACAAGGUCUUGGAGCUCUGCUCCCUGCGUAGCCUUAGCGACUUGGAGAUCAACAAGUCCGGAAAAAACGUCAACGGCGUGGAUUACAAGUUCUAUUUCCGAAAAGGAGAAGUCGGUGACUGGAAAAAUCAUCUCACUCCGGAGAUGGAGAGCAGAAUCGACAUGAUCAUUGAGGAGAAACUGAGAGGUUCAGGUUUGAGUUUCUAAGAGUAUUUGCUGUUGUUGUGUGCUUCUAUUUAUUAUGAACGUAAUAAGAUUCUCUGAUUUUCUAUCAUUUCUGUUGUUGUGUUUUCUAUUUAUUAUGAACGUAUUAAGAUUCUCUGAUUUUGUAUCAUUUCUGUUGUUGUGUUUUCUAUUAUGAACGUAAUAAGAUUCUCUGGUUUUCUUCA
Molecule: messenger RNA, 1425 nt
Organism: Brassica napus (rape)
Lineage: Eukaryota; Viridiplantae; Streptophyta; Magnoliopsida; Brassicales; Brassicaceae
Product: cytosolic sulfotransferase 1-like
Exons: 1
Coding region: 266-1243 (325 amino acids)
Biological process (GO): sulfation
Cellular component (GO): cytoplasm
Molecular function (GO): sulfotransferase activity
Source: RefSeq, a predicted model, not a curated record